AUGAAGCAUCGUGUUAUUCACCAAUUCAAGAGGGCACACGUUGUCAGCAAUCCCUCGACUGCACGACUCUCACUUGCGCUUCCUGUAGGACGAAAGUGCUACUCGACACAUCCGCCGAAUGCCAAACUAAAUCUGCCUGUCGACUAUGGCACGACUCCUCUCCUCGCACAUAACUCACAGGCUGCUUUGAGCCACAAGGAGCUGCCUGAAAGCAUUCGAAAUGGCCCGACCAAGAAGAUGAACCUGUUUCAGGCCAUCAACGACGCGAUGGGAAUUGCACUAGCUGAGGAUGAGUCUGUGGUCAUUUUUGGAGAGGAUGUUGCUUUUGGUGGUGUUUUCAGAUGUACUAUGAACCUUGCCGAAACCCAUGGUGCCGAGAGAGUAUUCAAUACUCCCCUUACAGAACAGGGUAUCAUGGGAUUCGGUAUUGGUCUUGCUGCGGAAGGCAUGCGACCUAUUGCUGAGAUUCAAUUCGCCGACUACGUCUACCCAGCUUUCGAUCAAUUAGUCAACGAGGCUGCCAAGUUCAGAUAUCGUGACGGGUCCUGCGGGCGAAGUGUGGGUGGCUUGACAGUACGAAUGCCCUGCGGUGGUGUUGGUCACGGAGGUCUCUACCAUUCACAAUCUCCCGAGAGUCUAUUCACACAUAUUCCUGGACUGAAGGUCAUCAUGCCAAGGUCGCCAGCUCAAGCCAAGGGUCUCCUCCUGGCCGCAAUUCGCAGCAACGAUCCCUGUGUGUUUAUGGAACCCAAGAUCCUGUACCGCGCUGCCGUCGAGCAAGUUCCUGUUGGUUCAUACGAACUCCCACUAUCGAAGGCCGAGAUUCUCAAGGAAGGCAAGGAUGUCACAAUCGUCUCAUACGGUCAACCCCUCUACCUAUGCCAAAACGCCAUCAAGCAGGCAGAGCAGGACCUAGGCAUCUCUGUUGAGUUGAUCGAUCUUCGAACUCUGUAUCCAUGGGAUAAACAGACCGUACUCCAGAGUGUUCGCAAGACAGGGCGAGUCAUGGUUGUCCACGAAGCCAUGGUGAAUGCAGGUAUUGGUGCUGAAGUUGCCGCCACCAUUCAAGAAGACCAUGAUACAUUCCUGCGAUUAGAGGCACCAGUCGCUCGAGUUGCUGGAUGGAGUAUUCACUCGCCUUUGCUAUAUGAAAAGUUUAAUGUUCCUGACGUUGCGACCAUGUCGGAUCUAGAGACUGUUUCUGCCUUUGUCGAGGGUGCUCCUCCGGGAGAGCUCGCAGAUGUUAUCGCAGAUAUCAAGUCCCUCACCCUCGAAACCUCCCCCGAUAUCAUUUCCAGCCUCGGUCCCGCAUUCGAAAAGUACAAUGAGGAGCAGUUUGUUACGGUGAAGCUGCCUGGUAGCAGCCAACCAGUCAUUAUUAGCUCUCACAACUCGCUUGGAGACGGCCGAUACUACGAUGUUGAGAGCUCUUCCAGCUUUGCUUUCGACCACACUACGCAGAAAGCUAGUGCCGUGCAAAGCCAUGUUCUGGAGGGAGCUCAAGCGGAUCUUGUUAAAUCCACCCUCAAGAGUAUCGGACCUUACGUUGAUGAGCACUUCGCCAAUGCUGCGCACGGUGUCUACCCAAUCGAGUCGGACUCCAAGAUCGCCAUUGUCAUUGUUGGCAACAAAUAUAGCCCCAACAACUUCUGGAACGGACGCUGGCGCUCGCUUUACAUUCUUGACCCAUCUUCCGGAGCUCUCGAAGGCUCCCUAAAAGUUGACGUACACUAUUACGAAGACGGCAACGUUCGUCUGCUUACCAACAAACCCGUUUCCAGCACCAUCUCCUCUGUCAACGGCACCAGCAUCGUUAAGGAGAUCUCGACCACGGAGAGAAAGUACCAGGAGGAGCUGAACAAGGGCUUCGUGAGCCUCAGCGAGGGAGCCUUCAAGGGCUUGCGACGACAGCUUCCUGUGACGAGACAGAAAAUUGAGUGGGAUCGCGUGACGAGCUACAGGCUGGGUCAAGACAUUGGUGGUGGAAGCUCAAGGAGAUAG
This is a messenger RNA of Fusarium tjaetaba, 2001 nucleotides long. Its product is annotated as transketolase. Gene Ontology annotation, molecular function: catalytic activity. Gene Ontology annotation, cellular component: F-actin capping protein complex. Gene Ontology annotation, biological process: branched-chain amino acid catabolic process; response to nutrient; barbed-end actin filament capping. The transcript is spliced from 8 exons. NCBI's taxonomy places the organism in Eukaryota, Fungi, Ascomycota, Sordariomycetes, Hypocreales, Nectriaceae. The record is from RefSeq and is a predicted model, not a curated record. The coding region runs from base 1 to 2001 and encodes 666 amino acids.